Molecule: messenger RNA, 2688 nt
Organism: Fusarium verticillioides 7600
Lineage: Eukaryota; Fungi; Ascomycota; Sordariomycetes; Hypocreales; Nectriaceae
Exons: 10
Coding region: 1-2688 (895 amino acids)
Molecular function (GO): ATP-dependent chromatin remodeler activity; ATP binding
Source: RefSeq, a predicted model, not a curated record
AUGUCAGAAAAGUCGCAGAACAAACGCCAGCAUAACCCGCACGCCUUGCUCGACGAGAGCGACAUGGCCAAGAGAGCCCGUCUCGAACAGCCAAGCUUUCUCGACACAUCGAGGCUCCAAGAGCCCGCUUGGUUGAAUCCGAUAUCUUCUUCCAAUCCGAGCCAGCGGGACUCUUUCAGUCCGUUCGCAUUGAGCGAUGCAGAAAGUUCGCGGCGAUCCCCUUUGAAUAAUCAGCUAUCCGAUAAGGAAGGACAAGAGAGUGCCGCGGUUGUAUCGAAUAAUAAGUCUGAUCAAUGCUGCUUUGGAGAACUUCUUAUCGACUUUUUGUCGCCGGCCACAUUGAGUGAAGAUCUAUCACAUGUUCCUAUUGAGCUCCGAUUCUCGAACCACGUCAUAAGCCUUCAUGUUGAAGGCUCUGGUAGCUAUAUGGGUCGCAUAGAAUCCAAGGCUAUAGUCGAUCUCCUUCAGAGUUAUCAAGUGAAUCUUGUCACCACUUUGGAAUGCCCACCCGUCAAAAAGAAGAAGUCCGCUAAUUCCUUUCAAAUACCAAAAACGCUUCACAUUAUCAUCUACGGGUUGCGUAAAGACAUGAACAAUAUUGGAGACUUGCUGGAAGACUCCGAGCUCUUUCUCCAGCAUCCGACCGAAUACGAUACUCGCUUGGAGUACUUGAAUCCCCAGUACCUUAUAAGACCCGGCUCAACCUUUCCCAGAGUUAAUGGUGCGAGCUUCCAAGCACUUGCAAAUCAACAAUCAUCAGACCAAGUUAUGGAGGAAAAGUCGAAGAGUGAGGUCCAUCGAGUGUUUGACUCUGCCAGCGGACCGUCAACCUUUACACAGGUACAACCAAGUCCCAGGCUAAGAACAAGUUUGCAAGAACAUCAAAAGAAGGCCCUCGCAAUGAUGGUCGAAAAGGACCGCGGCUUGCUUGAUGAUACGGUGUUUCCAUCCCUGUGGGAAACCGUUACUACACCAAAUGGCCGUGUAGAGUAUCACCACGUAGUUACAGGGCGAAACGAAGUAAAUCCCGCUCCAUUGUGUGGGGGUAUCCUUGCCGAUGAUAUGGGUCUUGGAAAGACCUUGAGUACUCUCGCAUUGAUCAGUUGGUUUCUGGAUGCCAUGGACAAUGUGAGUGUCCCCAACACCUGUCGCACGACACUAAUUGUGGCACCAAACUCCAGUAAAUUCGCACUCUCUGUAUUUUCUAAACUCAUUUAUUCUAGACACGUUGUCCCCGACCAAAUUCGAAUGGUACUUUUCCAUGGACCUAUGAGAGGCCAAUUAGCCAAGUCUCUCAUCGGGUACGAUGUCGUCCUCACCACUUACGGAACACUGCAAUCCGAAUGGAGGUCAAAGAAAGAAGAUUCCCCUCUUUUCACACACACGUGGGCACGAGUGGUGCUCGACGAAGCCCAUCAUAUUCGUGAGCGGUCGACACAAACAUUCAGGGCUGUCACCGCAUUGCGAACCAGUCGAAGAUGGUGCCUCACCGGCACGCCCAUACAAAACCGUCUUGACGAUUAUGGGGCUUUACUGACUUUCAUCGGAGUCCCACCCUUCAUGAGUAAAUUAGCAUUUAACUUCUGGAUAAUGAAGCCAGUAGUUCAAGGAACUGCAGAAGGACUUAGGAGGUUGAAACUACUUGUUAGUGCAACUUGUCUCCGCAGGACCAAAGACAGCGUGAGUGAAACCUUAAAUCUUCCUGAUCGGAAGAUACAAGAGUGUUUCGUUCAGCUGGAUCCCGAAGAUAGAGAGCUGUACGAUUUCUUCAAGAGAAAUGCCUCCCAUUUGAUUGCCAACAGGGGGUUUGGCGACUCAGAUACUGCUAAAAGAACGGGGAGCAUCCUUCCCAUCAUCAACACACUACGGCUCAUCUGCAAUCAUGGACAGAGGCUCCUCCCAAGUUUUGCCCUCGAAGCCUGUAGCUAUCGGCGCCACCCAGUCUCAAAUUUGAGUCUAUUCACUAACGAACUUGAGCUCUGUUUUUCUUGUGGUGUGAACGUUUCACCUCAGGAUAUGCCAUCUGAGUUUGCAUGUUCUCAUAUUCUCUGUUCAAAAUGUGCAGAAUCAGAUGAAGGGUACCAAGUCUCACUUGAUAGCGUUGUCUGUCCAAGCUGUACCAAGGAUGGAGAUUUGGCAGAUACCGACGCAGCGACAGAAAAGGGAAAUUACCGACCAUCUGCGAAGAUAAGAGCACUCAUACAAAGUCUUCGUGUAGAGCAACAGUGCAACCCUUCCACGUUUGAUAACAAACCUAUCAAGAGCGUUGUAUUCACAUUUUGGAGGAAAAUGCUAAAUCUCCUCGAAUUUGCACUCCGUAGUGAGGGCUUCAAAUUUGCUAGAAUAGAUGGCCAAAAUUCCUUGAUAGAGAGGACCUCGGCUCUGAGAUCGUUUCGCAACGACAACAGCUGCACUGUAAUGAUUGCCACGAUCGGAAGUAUCGGCGAGGGGGUCGACCUGACCGCCGCUAACUUCGUCCACCUGGUUGAGCCACAUUGGAACCCAAUGCUUGAGGCGCAAGCACUAGAUCGAGUACACAGAAUGGGACAAACAAGAGAUGUCGUCGCGACCCAUUACAUUACCAAUGACUCGAUAGAGAUGUUGGUUAAGGAGAUCAAGGAGAGAAAGCUGAAUCUUAUCAAUAGCUCCUUGGGUCAUCUAUCUGGCCUAGUUGAUAUGCGAGAUUAA